AUGGGUGCAGAAUAAUCUGUAGCACAAGGAAUUGUUAAAUCAAAGAACUUUACAAUUUUAGGUUAUAAGGAAAAUGAAAUUUAUGGAUCUUUCAAAUUAAUUGAAUCUCAAUCAAAAUAAUAUGCCAUGGUCUCUAAGACUUGUUAGAAUUAUGAAGAUUAUACUAAUUUAUGUUAGAUACUCAAAGAAACUAAAUCUCUGAAUGAAAUUGAUCAUUUAGUAAAAUUAGUAGAAGUUGAUACUUAAGAAGAAUCUAAUUUAUGUAGUACAUUCUAUAGAGUCACUGCUUUAUAUGAAUAUUAUGAUAUAAGUUUAAGACAAAUCACAAAAUAAGCAUCAAUAAAUUGUUUAUUUGUUUUGAAGUGUCUAGCAGAUAUACUGAGCUAAUUAUAUGAACAUAACAUUGUCCAUGGAAAUUUAACUCCAGAUCAUAUAUUAAUUGAGAAGAUAAAAGGAGAAGUAAAAUUGAAUAAUUGUACUCAAUUAACUGGAUAUAAUCAUUACAAAAGAAUAUUAUCAGGUGAUAGUUUAUGGUAUUUAUCACCUGAAUUACUUACUGCAUUAGGUAAGAAGGAACUCAGACCUUAAUAUAAUCACGAGAAGAAUGAAGUAUAUCAAUUAGGAUUGAUAGCUUUAGAAUUUUGGGGAAAUUGUAAUAUUUCAGAGAUUUAUGAUAAAUAGAAUUAUAAAAUGAAUGAAAGUAUAUAUUAUUUAAUAUAUGAUAGAUAUAAUAUAGGAAUCAAUAGAUGAAUUUGGAGUGAGAAAUGGAUAUGUAUUAAAAAAUGUGAUAAAAUAAAUGUUAUAGGAAGAUCCAAAUGCUAGACCAACAAUGACUGAAUUGAGUUAAUCAUUUAAACAGUUAUUUGAUAUAAAAUAAUAAGUGGAAGAACCAAAAGUUUAAAAUUAUGAAGAGUAGGGAAAUUAAUAUGAAUAAACAAAUAAUUAUUAAGAAAUAAACAAAGAAACACAUGAAAUUUAAGAUGAAAUAUUAUAACCUAAUAAAGAAUCAUUUUAAUAUUAAGAGGGAACCUAGAGGGAUAUUCAAAAUGAAAACUCACCUAGAGUUUAAUUUGAAGAAUCACCUAAAAAAAUGGAAAAAUAAAAUGUAGAUUUUAAUAACCAAUCAGUAAAAUAGUCUAUAAAUUAAUCAAUAAAAGAAUUCUAUGUAACAGGAUCAAUUGCUGCUUAAUUUGGAUAAUUAAAUUUACUUGAUAGUAAUUCAGACUUUAAGACAAAUGGAAUAACUCAAUUAGAAAAUGAUGGAGAUGUACUAUAAGAAAAGUCAUAAAAUCAUCCUACUUCACCUAAAGGGUAAGAUUCUAUCAAACCAAAAAAGAGUGUUAAGGUUAAUACAGCUUCAGCAAACAAAAAGGUAGUUUCAAUAAAAAGACCUAAACAUGAGAUUAUGGAUACUAAAUUACCUAAAUAAGCUGUGGUUGUGAGCAAAAAAAGAUGA
This is a messenger RNA of Paramecium primaurelia, 1456 nucleotides long. NCBI's taxonomy places the organism in Eukaryota, Ciliophora, Oligohymenophorea, Peniculida, Parameciidae. The record is from the annotation of a GenBank genome assembly.